This is a messenger RNA of Harpia harpyja (harpy eagle), 969 nucleotides long. Its product is annotated as translation initiation factor IF-2-like. Bases 1 to 969 code for a protein of 322 amino acids. The record is from RefSeq and is a predicted model, not a curated record. The transcript is spliced from 3 exons. Lineage: Eukaryota; Metazoa; Chordata; Aves; Accipitriformes; Accipitridae.
AUGGUAUGGCACGGCACCGCACCGCCCCGUCCCGCGUUGUCGCCGCGGUCCGAGCCGUGCUGGGCCCUCUCGCCGCGGGCAGAGAGCGGCCGGCGGCGGGGAACUGCUCGGUGCCCCGACGGCCGCCCCGGCCCCGGGGAGGGGAGCACCAGCCGGAGGCGGCCCGGACCUCGCAUCCCUAAGGGCCCCGUGUCACUCCGGGGCUCCGCGGGGCCGCAGCCCGCCGCCCGACCCCUCCAGGCUGCCAGGCACGAAGGGGCAGCCGCUGCCUCGCUGCCCGUAAGGCGCUUGGUCUCCCGGCUCCGCUCCCCGAACACCACCGCCGCUGCGGGCCGCAACCCCCGUCCACGCGAGGAGGGGGCACGAGUGGAGGGGGGCACUGCCUCGACCCCUCACCCGCGGAGGAGAAGGAGCGCAGCCCCUCGCUCCCGCCGUGAGAGACGGGCUGGGCAGUUACUGCCAGCCACUUUUCCCCCGCCUUCAACGACGCGCGUCCAUGUGCGUGGCGUGUGCGCGCCCGUGUAUCGCCGUGGGCCCGGCGCAGGGCAGCCUCGGCCGGCCGGUGCCAGCGGCCGUUCCGGGGUAUCCGCAGCCGCCACCGCGGAGGCCGGGGGCCGGUCGCACCGGGGCAGGGGCGGCCUGGGCGCGCCGCCCUCCCCCCCCCCCCCCGCCCGCCCCGACCUGACCCGAGGCGGCCGGCGGCUCCCGCAAGCGCCUCCCGCUUCCCCGCUCCGCGCCCGGCCCCGUGGAGCUCGCGGGGAAGCCCGGAGCCCCGAAGCCGAGCCCCGCUCCCCCCCGGACAGGCUCCUGGGCCGGGCUCGGGUGGACGGGCGAGGAAAGCGGUUUCCCUCCUUCUCCCCCUCCUACAGAGCGGACGGGUUUGUGCGGGGGCGGAUCUCGCACCGACCGGCCCCGGCCGCCUGGGCAGGGCAGAGACCCGAGAGCCGCUGCCCGGCGGCGCGGGGCUGA